AUGGGGAACGCGCUGGGGUGCGCCGGGCUGGGCGAGCGGCUGGCGGCGGCGGCGCGGGACGGCGACGCGGCGGAGGUGCGGCGGCUGCUGGCGGCGGACCCGGGGCUCGCGCGGUGCACAGCCACCUUCGGCAACCUCAGCUCGCCGCUCCACCUCGCCGCCACCAAGGGCCACCACGAGAUCGCGGCGCUGCUGCUGGAGAAGGGAGCCGACGCGAACGUGAGGAACGUGUACGGACAGACGCCGUUGAUGCAAGCGUGCCGCUCAGGGCACUGGGAGGUGGUUCAGACGCUUCUCGCCUUCAGAUGCAAUGUGUGGAAGGCGGACGGGCUGACCGGGCGCACGGCGCUGCACGCGGCGGCGGCGGGCGGGCACGUGCGGUGCGCGCGGCUGCUGCUGGCGGACGCGGCCGGCGCGGGCGAGGGCGCCGGGGCCCGGUACGCGAACCGGGCGGCGGGCGGCGGCGUCACGGCGCUGCACCUGGCGGCGCUGCACGGGCACGUGGACUGCGUGCACCUGCUGGUCGACGAGGGGGCGUCCCUGGACGCGCAGACGCUGCCCUGCGCCGCGGCGCCCAUGGCGGCCAUCGGCGCCGGGAGCACGCCGCUGCACUACGCGGCGUCCGGCGGCGAGGUCCGGUGCUGCCAGGUGCUCGUCUCCCGCGGCGCCGACCGGAUGGCCGCCAACUGCAACGGGUGGCUCGCCGUGGACGUGGCCCGGAUGUGGAAGUGCAACUGGCUGGAGCACGUGCUGGCGCCCAAGUCGCAGCUCCCCGUCCCCAAGUUCCCGCCCUCCGCCUACCUCUCCCUCCCACUCCCCUCCCUCCUCGCCGUCGCCAGGGACUACGCCGCCGCCGGCUUCCCCGCCUCGCCGGACUCCGGUGCCGGCAACGACGACGACGCCUGCUCCGUCUGCCUCGAGAGACCCUGCAACGUCGCCGCCGAAGUGUGCGGGCACGAGCUGUGCCUCAAGUGCGCGAUGGACCUGUGCACGGUGAUGAAGGCGUACGAGGUGCCGGGGCUGGCCGGCACCGUGCCGUGCCCGCUCUGCCGGAGCGGCAUCGCCUCCUUCAGGAAGGCCGUCGCCGCGGCCACCGCGCCGCCCGAGGACGACCACCAGAGCAUGGGCGGCAGCGGCAGCCUGCCCUGCGCGUGCGCGCGCUGCCAGGACCGCCACGGCAGCCCGGAGGAUGAGGAGGACGAGAAAAGCACAUGCCGGUCUUCCGGGCACCGGAGCUACGGCGGAAGCGGCUUGGACGGCCCGGAGGCCGCCAUAGCUCCCCUCUACUGCGCCCCGUUCACCGGCCCCUCCGCCAUCUUGUCCUGA
Messenger RNA from Triticum turgidum subsp. durum (durum wheat), 1326 nucleotides. Lineage: Eukaryota; Viridiplantae; Streptophyta; Magnoliopsida; Poales; Poaceae. The record is from the annotation of a GenBank genome assembly.